Messenger RNA from Rubroshorea leprosula, 2799 nucleotides. NCBI's taxonomy places the organism in Eukaryota, Viridiplantae, Streptophyta, Magnoliopsida, Malvales, Dipterocarpaceae. The record is from the annotation of a GenBank genome assembly.
GAGCUGCAGAUUGGGGAAAGGUCGGCGGCAUGGAAGAAGAAAGCUCACGGGCUACCUAAAAAUUGAAGGAACCAAGAGCAAUUAACAUAAACCCAAGGCAAUCAAAGCUAGAGAAGGGAGAUUCAUGGCUGUUUCUUACCCAAAAUCAGAGAAAUUUGCCCCCACAAAGCAGGAGCAGCCGGCGGUGAAGAGGAGGAGCAGAGCAGAUCUGGAAGCUUCCUGCAGGGGGGGAUUUCUGGGUUCCAUUUGUGUUCUAGAGCAAGAAAAGAAGGCCAAAAACCAAGCUUUCUCACCGGUUUUCCAAGGCAUGGCUGGGUUCCCCUUUUUUUUCUUUCGGCCCAUCUAUGGGUUCAAUAAUCAACCCGUCCCGGUUGAAGAAGUCAUUACUCUACCCAUCUAUGUGGGCUUGGAACCACGCUUCAGGAUGACUUCCGUCACCUUCCUAGUCGUCAAGAUGGAAUCAGCUUUCAAUGCUAUAUUAGGAAGAGCCACCCUGUGCAACCUAAAGGCUGUCAUCUCUCAACCCCAUCUCUGUAUGAAAUUCCCAACUCCUCAGGGGGUAGGAGUACUUAAGGGGAACCAGAAGAUGGCCAGAGCCUAUUAUCAAGAUACGUUCAAGAAGGUUGAGCUCGUUGCAGCCCCGGCAGGUUCUGAAAUUCACAGGCCAACCCGGCUCGGUCAACAGACAAUGAGUAUAUCAGACAUUGAGCACCGACCUAAGGGUGUCGCGCAGAAGGCAGAGCCGAUAGAGCCAGUGGAGAUAGUUCCUUUAAACUCUGAUGUCCCGGAAAGAACAGUUAAGAUCGGCACCAAGCUCACAAAAAAAGAGCGGGUAGAGCUUCUAGAGUUUCUGAGGGCUAAUCAAGAUGUGUUUGCGUGGACUACAGAUGAAAUGCCUGGCAUUCCAACAGAGUUAACAGUCCACAAACUCAGCACAGACCCCACCAAAAGGCCAGUGGUGCAAAAAUGUCACCUUUUUGGCCCUGAGAAGCAGGCUACUAUAGAUGAAGAAAUACAAAAGCUACUACAAGCAGGCUUCAUCAAGAGAGUCAAAUACUCUGAGUGGGUAUCCAACCCUGUGCUAGUUAAAAAACCGAAUGGCAAGUGGAGGAUGUGCAUUGAUUUCACCAAUUUAAAUGAGGCGUGCCCGAAAGACCCUCAUCCCUUGCCAAAUGUUAAGAAGCUAGUAGAGCCAGUAGCCGGACAUGAACGGAUGAGCUUUCUUGAUGCCAGCUCGGGUUAUCACCAGGUCCAGUUGCUGUUGGACGACCAGGAGAAAAUAGCUUUCUACGCCGAGUCAGGGAAAUUCCUGGGGUACGUGGUAUCCAAGAAAGGAAUUGAAGUAAAUCCAGAGAAGGUUCAGGCCGUUCAACAGAUGGAGCCGCCCAGGACUAUAAAAGAUGUGCAGCGUUUAACGGGCCGUAUCGCUGUGCUGCAUAGGUUCAUAGCCAGGUCGGCAGAAACAUGCCUCCUGUUCUUCAAAGCCCUGCGAGAGCCCAAGUACUUUCAAUGGAUCGAUGAGUGUCAGCAGGCGUUUGACGAGCUCAAACAAUAUCUGGCAUCAACACUCCUGCUGUCCAAGCCUGUGGAAAGGGAGAGUUUAUAUCUGUAUCUGGGGGUUACAAAAGAGGCGGUGAGCUCGGUCCUACUUAGGGAAGAGAAUAAGAAUCAAAAGCCCAUCUGCUAUGUGAGCAAGGUUUUACAAGGCGCCGAGCAUAAAUACCCACUAGCAGAAAAAGCUGCUUUUGCCUUGAAGCUGAAACUCUCUGGUUGGCUUAUCGGGUGGAGCGUUGAGCUGAGCGAGUAUGACCUCAAAUUUCAGCCGUGCACAACCAUAAAGGGCCAGGGCAAUUGUGAAAUUAAGGAUCACCAGCUUGGUCGCUAUGUCUCCGUGGUCAACAGAUUGAAGUCAAGAUUUGCUUCCUUCCAGAUCGACAAGAUACCCAGAGCAGAUAACCAACGAGCUGACGAGCUAUCAAAGUUAGCCUCCUCGCAAGAAACCAACUCUCAUAGGUCAACAAUAGUUGAGGUGCUUGACGCUCCGAGCUACACUGGUUCCACAGUCGAGUGCCAACUGCUCAGCAUAAAUCCCUCUUCACCGAGCUGGACUACCUCGCUCAUUGAUUAUCUACACAGUGGUGAGCUGCUUGAAGAUCCGUCCGCUGCAAAGUUGAUUAAAUGCAAAGCGGCUCAUUUCACGUUGUUAGAUAAUCAGCUCUACAAACGAGCAGCCUCAAUGCCCCUAUUACGCUACCUCACUCCUUAUGAAGCUGAAUACGCCGUGAGGGAAGUUCAUGAAGGAGUAUGUGGCACGCACAUAGGUGGUAGAACUUUAGCUCGGAAACUCCUGAGGCAUGGGUAUUACUGGCCAACUAUGGUUGAGGAUGCACAGAACUAUCAAAAAUGGGGAGUCGACUUGCUCGGCCCUUUUGUGAAAGGCAAAGGAGGUUGCACUUACCUCGUUGUCGCGAUGGAUUACUUCACCAAAUGGAUAGAAGUUAAACCGUUGUCCAUGACAACAGAAAAGAAAAUACAAGAAUUCUUGUUUAAUUCCAUAUUGUGCAGGUUCGGCAUACCUAAACGGGUCAUCGCUGACAAUGGUCCCCAGUUUUGAUCCGCCGCAUUGAGGUCGUUCUGUAACGACUAUGGCAUUGAGCUCGCCUUGACGUUUGUGUAUACUCCACAGUCUAAUGGAUAAGCCGAGUCUGCCAAUAAAAUCGUCCUGCGUGGCCUCAAGACGCAUGUUUUGGCUGCACAUUCUAAUUAGAUUGACGAGCUCAAUAAAGUGCUUUGGUCAUG